Messenger RNA from Aspergillus tanneri, 312 nucleotides. RefSeq lists its product as uncharacterized. Lineage: Eukaryota; Fungi; Ascomycota; Eurotiomycetes; Eurotiales; Aspergillaceae. Bases 1 to 312 code for a protein of 103 amino acids. The transcript has 2 exons. The record is from RefSeq and is a predicted model, not a curated record.
AUGUUCGUCCAGGAGAUACAGGAACUGUGCAGCGCCUCGGAGAGCAACCCGAACGAAGAAGAGCAGCGACUCCGAGAGGAACAGCAACUCCGAGAACAAGCUGAGGAAGAACUGAAGUCCAGACUUAAGGAACAACAGUUCCCGAAUUUCUCGACGCGUGCCAUGUGCACUCUUGGUCUAGCCAUCCAGAAAGACAAAGACUCGUCCACAAAGGCGACCUUGAGAAUGCCGAUCGUGAACUCCACGCGGCCAAGUUUCGAGGGUGGACCAACUUUCCAAACGGACAGAUUUCAAUAUGGGAGGACCACAUGA